Molecule: messenger RNA, 1833 nt
Organism: Coregonus sp. 'balchen'
Lineage: Eukaryota; Metazoa; Chordata; Actinopteri; Salmoniformes; Salmonidae
Source: the annotation of a GenBank genome assembly
AUGUGGCACACCAUCAACACCACCACUAGAGAGAGUACACUGGAAGGACUAGAGGCUGACACUGCAUACAGCAUCAGGGUCUCUGCUAACUGUGGCGAAGCAGGGAAGAGUCUACCCAGUCCUGAGACUGUGCUGACUACCAUUAGGGUCACUGAUGCCCAACCGAAGACGAGCAAAUCAACCGGAGCAAAAAGUGAGGAAUUCCUCAAAAAAUCCCAGAAGGUGGAAAAGGGCAACCCCUCAAUCCACUGGCUGAAUCUGGAAGAGAAGUUUGGUGUAAAUGAAUGUUUUGGCCAGUACAGAUUUGGGAGGAAGGUUGAGCAAGGGAAUAACAAGGUGAUAUUGCUUCUGGGGGCCACAGGUGCAGGAAAAACAACUCUGGUCAAUGUCAUGGUAAACUACAUUCUCGGGGUAAAGUGGGAAGACGGUCACCGCUUUAAGCUCAUCCAUGAGGUGACCAACAAGUCACAGGCUGAGAGCCAGACUAUGGUUGUGACAUCAUACGAGCUCUACAACCAGCCAGGCUUUCAGAUUCCUUAUUCUCUGACUAUCGUUGACACACCAGGGUUCGGAGACACCAGAGGAAUGGCUCAGGAUAAAUUGCUCAUCCAGAUGUUGAAGGAUUUCUUGUGUAAUCCUUUAGGGAUUGAUCACAUUGAUGCAGUCUGCUUUGUAGUGCAGGCAUCACUUGUUCGUCUCAGUCCUUCCCAGAGAUACAUCUUUGAUUCCAUCCUGUCCAUCUUUGGAAAGGAUGUUGCUGAAAACAUCCUGAUGCUUGUGACAUUUGUUGAUGGGAAGCAGAUACCGGUGCUAGAGGCCAUCAAAGCUGCAAAUCUGCCCUGUAAGAAAAACAAGAAGGGGCAACCAACCCAUUUCAAAUUCAACAGUUCAAUUCUGUUCUCAAAGAAGAUGGAGAGCAGCAGUGAAGAGGAUGGUGAUGAUGAUGAUCAUAAGUCACAGUGUCCAGAGCAAUGGAGGUCAACUUUCAAGGAGAUGAAGAAAUUUUUCCAAGCACUGGAAAGCAUUGAGAGCAAAGAUCUGACCCUGACAAAGAAAGUGCUGGAAGAACGUGAGCUUCUGGAGAAGACCAUGACACGCCUGACCCCUCAGAUCACAGCAGGUCUGUCAAAGCUAAGUGAGAUCAAAAGCUUCAAACAGUGUCUGGAGAACGAGGACGAGAACAUGAAACAGAACAAAGAUUUUGAGACCGAGGUAGAUGUGCUGCAGGUGAAGAGAAGCAAAUUAUCCCAGGACUUUGCGACAAACUGCAAGGUAUGCAAUUUCACAUGUCACACCUGCUGCUUCCUCCCAAAUGAGGAUGACAUCAAAAGUUGUGCCGUGAUGGAUGAUGAUGGCAACUGCACCGUAUGUCCAGGAAAAUGCUCUUCCAGUGACCACGACAGGGAGAAAGUCUUGUUGACAUAUGAAACAAAGACUGAGAAAAAGACUAUUCAAGAACUGAAGGACAACUUCAUGAAGGCGUGGGGCAAGUAUAUGUCAACCAAGGAGAUGCUGGAUAAGCUUGAGGAUGAGUUUCACAUGAUCGAGGACGCGCUGAUGAAUUUGAUCAAGCAGUCUUCUGACUGUCUCAAGAGACUUAAUGAAGUUGCACUGAAUCCAAGCUCUCUCUCCACUAUGGAAUACAUUGAGAUACUCAUUCGCACAGAGGAGGACGAACGCAAGCCAGGCUUCGAGGAUCGGAUCGUAGGUUUGAAGAAAAUGAAGGCAGAGUCUGAGAUUCUGGACAAGAUUGCAAAAGGAGUAGAUUUACUCCCAAAUGAGCGAAAAUUCAUGAAAGAUAAAGAGGAUAGACGGCAGGUGGUUCCAACAUAA